Molecule: messenger RNA, 729 nt
Organism: Aegilops tauschii subsp. strangulata
Lineage: Eukaryota; Viridiplantae; Streptophyta; Magnoliopsida; Poales; Poaceae
Product: protein BRICK1
Biological process (GO): regulation of actin polymerization or depolymerization; cell motility; actin filament organization
Cellular component (GO): SCAR complex
Molecular function (GO): protein-containing complex binding
Source: RefSeq, a predicted model, not a curated record
GCUGCCGGAGCUGCGCCGCCGUGAGCGACGGGUGGGACAGCAGCCGCAGCGGCAUGGCGGCGAGCCGGCGACCGAAUGAUACGUGGGCCUGGGCCCCUAAUAGGAGGAUGUGGAAGUAGAUUGCCGGCAGGCCCACGGACCCAGCCCAACCGAAGCGUAGAGUGGAAGGUAACCAAGGACAGAAGCGACUUCUUCUCCAUUAGUGGGUGGGGAGCGGAGCCAACUGCCAAGCGUCCUGCGAGCGGGAGGAAGACGAAGGAGAAGCAAUGGCUCGCGCGGGGCAAGGAGGCGGGAUGGGGAGCGCGGUGAACGUGGGGAUCGCGGUGCAGGCGGACUGGGAGAACCGCGAGUUCAUCUCCAACAUCUCCCUCAACGUCCGCCGCCUCUUCGACUUCCUCCUCCGAUUCGAGGCCACGACGAAGAGCAAGCUGGCGUCGUUGAACGAGAAACUAGACAGCCUGGAGCGGAAGCUGGAGGUGCUGGAGGUCCAAGUGAGCAGCGCCACCACCAACCCCUCCGUUUUUAACAACUAGCUAAGCCUAAUUAGCUAGAAGAAGUGCUAGCACGCGGAGUUGCAGCUGCAGGGCUUACUGACGUUUCAGAGGAGCAUUCUGGCUUUGAGUUGUGUGUUUCCUGUGUGUGUGCAGUCAAUCAGUCUGUUUAUGUAUGUAUGUACGUGUCAUGUACUACAAUUAAUUGAUUGAGAUGUUAAUUACAUGUCUUUCUGUA